CAGUAUCACGGUACAGCGACAACGCGGUACGGUACUCCGGUGUUUACAGUUACCGCGGUACGUUACUGAAAGAUUACCGCUUUCUUGAGUCACAUCUACGCGGCGCCUCGAAGAAGAACAUGACAGAAGUAUAUAAACAUCAGAACUCACCCACUUCAGGAGGCUUUCACACAGCUCGACUCGAUCCAGAGUCUCCAGAGUCUCCAGCGCGCUCAUCUUCUGAGCUGAGCUGUCUGAUCGCGCGAGUCUCCGGUUGAAGGCGAAUAAACGAGUGAAACGGAGCUUCCGGCGACGAGGGGUCCUUCAGCUGCCACCCUGCAGAUCCGGACACCUACUGCCUGACGGAAAAUCUCACCGCUUUGCUGAAACAUGGAUUUAAAACGGAUACAAAAACAAUAUAAUAUAUUAAAUGAUUAUGGUAAAAAAUCGCGCAAAUAAGACUCGAUAAAGCGAGACAGGCAAUGAAACGCGCCGCUUUCAACAGUGACGCGGAGGAAUGCGGAACUCUGUGCGUUUAAAAUAAAAAAGGGAACAGUUUUUAUAAGAUAUGAUGAAUACGCAAGAAAAUGUUAAUAGAGUGAUAGGAAUCUUAUCUCGUUUUUCCUCCGAAUGUAAUCCUUUUGUUUGACCCACACUCCGGAGCAGAAGGCGGCGGUAUCGAGCCAGUAAUCCGCAUAUUCACCGCCGAAGAAGAAGAAGGAGGAGGCGUAGAAGAAGAAGAAAGCGAAACACACAUUUAUCUUUGCGAACGCGUAUUUGAGGCCUGAAACUGCUGUUUAUCUCAUGAUUCACAGAUGAACAGAAAGUUCAGAAGAGCAGCGUUUCUUUGAGACAGCAUCAUUAUAAAUGUGUAUUCUGCCGCUUCUGAUCAGUGUAAUGCGCUGCUGAACGAAGUGAGAGUGUGUGUGUGUGUGUGAUUAUGGGCUGGAGCACAUGAGCAGCUGUGAUGGACUCUGCGGCUCCCGAGGAGGGCUCUCUGAUUGAAGGAGUGAGUGACCCUGUCCUGCUCGUGCUGGGGCUCAGCGUCAGCUUUCUGCUCGCUAUGACGACGCUGCUCUGCAGGAAUGAGCAGCAGAGGAUUCACCCGGAGAAUCAGGAGCACGUGCGUGUGGUCCGAGAGCAGCUUCAGUCAGAGCAGCUGUCGUCGUCAGAGCCCAGGCAUCAGUUCUACUCGGACAUGUCGUGUCCCGUGUGUCUGCAGCAGGCCGUUCUGCCCGUGGAGACCAACUGCGGCCAUCUGUUCUGCGGGCCGUGCAUCAUGGCGUACUGGCGCUACGGGACGUGGCUCGGCGCCAUCAGCUGCCCCAUCUGCAGGCAAACGGUGACCCUGCUGUUCCCGCUCUUCCGUGACACGAGGCGCAGCGCUCAGACGCAGGAGGACCAGGUCGAACCCGCGCUGAUCCUCAGAGACAUCCACGACUAUAACCGCCGCUUCUCCGGACAGCCGCGCUCCCUGCUGGAGCGUCUGCGGGACGUCCCGACGCUGCUGCGGCAUGCCUUCAGAGAGAUGUUCUCCGUCGGAGGCCUCUUCUGGAUGUUCCGCGUCCGGAUCCUGCUGUGUGUGCUGGGCGCGCUGAUGUACCUGGCCUCGCCGCUGGACUUCAUCCCCGAGGGAGUGCUGGGGCUGCUGGGCUUCAUGGACGACUUCUUCGUCAUCCUGCUGCUCUUCAUCUACAUCUCCAUCAUGUACCGCGAGGUGGUGACGCAGCGGCUGGCCGGAUGAGCGUCUGAUCUCUGCUUUAGCCUCCGCUUCGUCCUGCUUCAUGAACUGAACACGUUUGAUUAGUCCUCAUAAAGCGCUGGUGUUCUGUGCUCAGCGCAGCGUGAAGAAGAACAAACACACGAAACAUGAGAGACUUCUCUGCACUAUUACAGAUGUGUUUGAUACGACAGAGCUGAAAUCUGACGCUCGGACUCGUGCUGAUGUUUGUACGUCUCACACACACACCAGUGUCUUCAGUCUCUCAUCUUCUCUUGACGAAGCUCAGAUGGUGUCAUUCAAACAGGCCUGAUAUCUGCAUUAAAGAAAGAUUCUAGAAAAUGACAAA
Messenger RNA from Sinocyclocheilus anshuiensis, 2048 nucleotides. RefSeq names its product E3 ubiquitin-protein ligase RNF170-like. The coding region runs from base 947 to 1723 and encodes 258 amino acids. Gene Ontology annotation, molecular function: ubiquitin protein ligase activity. The record is from RefSeq and is a predicted model, not a curated record. The transcript has 7 exons. NCBI's taxonomy places the organism in Eukaryota, Metazoa, Chordata, Actinopteri, Cypriniformes, Cyprinidae.